AUGGAUAAUGUAUUCUCUAACGGGCAUGGUUCCUUGCUGAUGGGGACACUGCGAAGCCCACCCCUCUUCCAACUGUCGAGGGCGAUGAAGAGGAUGAGUGCAGAGACUUGGGGAAGGAGGAGCUACAACACAGGGAGGACGGCGAAGAUUGGUGUCUGCGUGGUCUAG
Molecule: messenger RNA, 168 nt
Organism: Penicillium digitatum Pd1
Lineage: Eukaryota; Fungi; Ascomycota; Eurotiomycetes; Eurotiales; Aspergillaceae
Source: RefSeq, a predicted model, not a curated record